This is a messenger RNA of Penicillium mononematosum, 1989 nucleotides long. RefSeq lists its product as uncharacterized. The transcript has 3 exons. Bases 1 to 1989 code for a protein of 662 amino acids. The record is from RefSeq and is a predicted model, not a curated record. NCBI's taxonomy places the organism in Eukaryota, Fungi, Ascomycota, Eurotiomycetes, Eurotiales, Aspergillaceae. Gene Ontology annotation, molecular function: DNA-binding transcription factor activity, RNA polymerase II-specific; zinc ion binding. Gene Ontology annotation, biological process: regulation of DNA-templated transcription.
AUGAACGCUACCGCGUCAAACCAAGCGGCUAGGGUCCGUGUAUCGCAGCGUCAGCCGCAGGCCUGCCGAGAAUGCACGAAGCGCAAACGCAAAUGCGACAAACAAAAUCCCUGCUCGAGAUGUAAACGCUUAAAUCUCAAGUGCUCGAUAGAAAUCGUCCAGCUUAGACGCAAUGCUGUGCAACAUGGGUCAGAGAUUCAGUUUUUGCAUUCGCUCUUGGCAGACCUCGAAUCAUCAAUAUCUGACCCAGCGCCCCUUGUUGUUCAAAAGAUAAAAAAUCAAAUAUUUCGGCUGGAGACCGGCCAGGAUCCCGCAGAAUCGGGUGUAUCCAACACCGCCUCGGCACCACAGGAAUCAAGUACACUUGAGGACCGUACACCCGGCAAAGACGUGCUCGUGCCAGUAUCGCAAAGAUGGACUUCAAACAUUAUCAAGGACGAGCCCUCUUCCAGUCUAUGGGCCCAGUCCAGAGCUGAUCUCUUCAUUCCCCGGCCUACGGAUGCCCAGAAGCUGAUCAAGUUUCAUUUACGUCAUGUGGCCUGGCAUCAUAAUUGCAUUCAUGGUCCAACAUUUCUCGAGCAGUGCGAGUUAUUCUGGGAGACUGGGAAAUUCGAUGAUCCCCUCUGGCAAGCGCUCUACUUUUCUGUCUUAAGUUCCACCGUCAGCUCAAUCCAGGAUAGUACAAAAGUAAGAGAGCUUGUUGAUGUCGACCUACAAGCAAUACAAUCUGCACAACAGUUGUUCUCUGCUAUGGUGCAGACCCUCUACAACUCACAUUUUCUCAGCAAUCUAUCCAUAUACUCUGUCCAAGCAAUCGUCAUAUCAACCGAGGUUGCUCACAAUCUUGGCUUGAGUCAGCUGAAUGCGACUUUAUUCAAUGCUGCGGUACGCAUUGCCGAGUGCCUUGGAAUCCACAAGAUUCAGGAUCAAUCAACGAGACUUACUCAAAACAAAGAGGAAUGGAAUGAGAAGGUGGAAUCGGAAGUGGGAAAGAGGAUAUGGUGCCAAAUGAUUAUUCAAGACCAUUUCGCCAUACCUUUUACAGACACCUACAGUAUCUCGCCGAUGCAUUUCUCAACAGCUCUUCCCAUGAACGCAGAUGACUAUGACUUGACGGAUAUGCCUAUCACAUCUCCCACCAUAAGCACUUACAUCCGCGUGCUCGUGAAUUUGGCACAAUUGAUGCCCGGUCUAGUUGACGGACUCGGUCCAAUGAAAUCCAGAAAGCCUAUGCGAGAGCAAUACGAACAUAUUCUGCAUAUAGACCAGAAAAUGAGAGGCAUUGUGAAAGCCAUACCCUCUUUCCUUCUACGCUCGGAUAAAACAAAAGAAGCACAAAUCCCAUGGCUUGCUAUCGCUCGACGCAGUCUCGCUAUCACUGCAGCUGAGAAGAUUAUCAUGAUCCAUCGGCCGUUUCUAUUCCGCUCUUUCAAUGACCAAACAUAUAUCUACUCAAGGCGUACCUGUGUUGCCGCUGCAAUGACAAUCUUGCGUGAGCACGAGGUAAUCGUAAGAGAAGGGGAUAUCUCGAUAUGGACACAUACGGCUUUUGCAAUUACCGCUGCAGUCAUUAUGUGCUUUGAAGUUAAUGCAACUGCAGAGAAUCAAGUCGCUAUUGCACAAAGUCACAAGGACGCAAUAGUCGCCGCUCGCACCCGCCUUGCUGAUCGAACUAACGACGUCCUUGCUCAGCGCGGCGUCGCGUUAAUCGAUGCAAUCUUUACUGCCGACACGGCAUCGGGCUCAGGGCUUGGCAACAUGAUUGAUUUUGGUCAAAUUUUGGCCAAGUUCUCAACUUUUACGAGAAUGAACCUAGGCCCUGACACCCCUGAGACAUCUGUUAACAAAUUCUCGAAUGCCGAUGCCCAAGAUGUGAUCGGUGCGCACUUCAACGAAAUGCAGCCGGCGUGGGAUACUGCAGAAGAUGUCGAUUUUGAUGCAUGGUUCAGUGGGACAUUCCACACUCUGCAUGACCCUCUUCAGUUUUGA